UCAUCGUGUCGCCGGCACGGCCCGGAGGAGGAGGAGGAGGAGGAGGAGGACGGCGGUGCUGUGUGUGAGAGAGCGUGGAGAUGAGCUCAGCUCUGUGCCCUGGAGCCGCCUGAGGAGACCCGGCUGCCUCCCAGCCUCCCUCGCCGCCGCCGCCAUGGCUCACUCCCCCGUGCAGGCGGGGCUGCCGGGGAUGCAGACUCUGAAGGCAGAUCCAGAAGAACUGUUUACGAAACUGGAGAGAAUUGGUAAGGGGUCUUUUGGUGAAGUUUUUAAAGGAAUUGACAAUCGGACUCAGAAAGUUGUUGCUAUAAAAAUUAUUGACCUAGAAGAAGCAGAAGAUGAAAUAGAAGACAUCCAACAAGAAAUCACGGUGUUGAGUCAGUGUGACAGUCCAUAUGUAACUAAAUAUUAUGGAUCCUAUUUAAAGGACACAAAAUUAUGGAUAAUAAUGGAAUAUCUGGGUGGAGGCUCUGCCCUUGAUCUAUUAGAGCCUGGCUCACUUGAUGAAACUCAGAUUGCUACAAUAUUGAGGGAGAUACUCAAAGGACUCGAUUACUUGCAUUCGGAAAAGAAAAUCCACAGAGAUAUUAAAGCUGCUAAUGUAUUGCUGUCAGAACAAGGGGAAGUAAAACUGGCAGAUUUUGGAGUAGCUGGGCAGCUAACAGAUACACAGAUAAAGAGAAAUACCUUUGUGGGAACACCAUUUUGGAUGGCACCUGAAGUAAUAAAGCAAUCAGCAUAUGAUUCAAAGGCAGAUAUCUGGUCAUUAGGAAUAACAGCCAUAGAACUUGCAAAAGGAGAGCCACCUCAUUCAGAACUACAUCCAAUGAAAGUUUUGUUCCUCAUUCCUAAGAACAAUCCACCAACGCUGGAAGGAAACUUCAGUAAAUCCCUCAAAGAAUUUGUCGAGGCCUGCUUAAACAAGGACCCAAGCUUUAGACCUACUGCAAAAGAGCUUCUAAAACACAAGUUCAUUUUACGAAACUCCAAGAAAACAUCUUACUUGGCUGACCUCAUUGACAGGCAUAAGAGAUGGAAGUCUGAGCAAAGCCAUGACGACUCCAGUUCUGAUGACUCGGAUACUGAAGCAGAUGGUCAGGCUUCAGGUGGGAGUGACACAGAAGAGUGGAUCUUUACAAUAAGAGAAAAAGACCCCAAGAAUCUAGAGAAUGGAGCAGCCCAGCCUUUGGAGUUGCAAAGAAAUAAGGAAAAGGAUAUCCCAAAGAGGCCUCUAUCCCAAUGUCUGUCUACAAUUAUAUCCCCUUUAUUUGCAGAGUUGAAAGAGAAGAGUGAGGUGUGUGGUGGUAACACAGAUUCCAUAGAAGAGCUGAGGAAGGCAGUUUAUUUAGCUGAAGAGGCUUGUCCAGGCAUUGCAGAUACCAUGGUGUCACACCUUGUGCAGAGGAUUCAGAGAUAUUCCCUAGCUGGAGGAAGUUCUUCAUCCUACUGACAUGCUCUUCCUUCCUGGCUUUCCCAAGACAGCAGAGAUGCCAUGGUGUCUGCACUGAAGGUGUGCACCCUAAUGCUGUUCUGCCUCUCAGUCUCUGGAAAGUCCUUGGGAGGAAGGACGUUCUAAGAGUGAAAAUGAAGUCUCUUGGAUGGAGGCAGUCUUUUUCAGCUCCUUAAAGCUAUAAUUUUUUAAAAUUAUAAUUCACAUAUUCCAGGGAGGUGUCCUUUUGUAAAAUCUGAAAUGUAUAUUUAGGUUUGUGAUAGAGAAAUUGAAGAUAUUGAGAAACCUCAGGUAUCUUGCUUUAAGAAUUCCACUGAGAGAUGGAGCAUGGUUGUUGGAAUUGUGUACAGAUAUGUAUAUAAUGUCUUUUUUAAAAGAAAGCCUUUCAGUGUGCAUAAGGAAUCACUGUGUACAAAAUGGUAAAGUGCUUUUGUAGAUAAUGUUAGUGAGGUAAACAUUUGACAGGCCAUAACUGAGUAUUGCCUUGCCUUUAUUACAUGUAAAGUUUGAAUUAUGUGGUAAGUGAAUCUCGGCUAGAUUUUUGUAUGUGAAGUAUUUGCCAUUGAAAGAGUUAAUCCUGUAUUAUAGAACCUUCUAUUUGUACCUCAGCACAGACACAAUUUUAUUCUGUUUCUCUAACAUUUCUUUCUUUUUACUUAUAUUCUGAGCAUCACUUUCUGUUUAUGGUACUACUUCUAGUUGUUUUAAAUGUCAUACACCUGGUCUCUCAAAGCUUUAAAUUUAAAUUAUUGUUUUUCCUAGAGAAUGAGUUCUUUCAUAUCUUCAGUUUCAAACUGUGCCAAUGCAAAUUCUGAAGUAGUUCAGUUUUAGUAACAGAUAUUUGUGAAGCUUGUGAAAUUCAGACACAGGUUGUUUUUUUUUUCACCUGAACAUGUUUAAGUGAAACAUGUUUAUUCCCUUCAUUUAUACUGAAAUUAUCUCCUUAAGGUGUAGAUUCUGAGACAGUGGCAAGUAUUUCUUUAUCAUGCCUAUUUUUAUCAUUAAAACUAAUGUCUUUUGGCAUAAAAGAGAAAUCAUCCAUAGAUUGACUGUUUGGUCUUGCUGCCUAGAUCUGUGCAUCUCUUUACCAGAAUGGAUAGAUGUUGGACAGAGAGACUGAGAAACAGCCCAAGUGCUGUGUGCUGGGUCCUGCUGCUUGCCUCUCCAGAGAAGAGUUACUUCUUGAAAUUCAGAAUUUUAAGAUUUCCACUAUUCCUGUGAGGGCUUCUAGAUAGCAGACUUCAGGUGUGAUAGAUGUUGGAAACAGUAAUACUAGUCCAUUAGUUGUAUGCACAGUUGAUUAGGUAGCUGCUAUUGUUUUCCCCCCCACAGUAUUACUCUGAGGUUCACCUUGGUUGGUUUCACCAAGACUAUAUUCAGGUUCUUCUUAUUCCAGUAGCUAAGAGAGCAUUUUUGCCUUCUUUUAAUGAGGAAAUUGAUGACUUUAUGCUUUGCAUGACCGUGAAGUAACUUAACAUAUUUACUUUUUAAAAAAAAUAUGGAUGGAAGCUUUGGAACAGAAAGGCUUAACAUUUAAAAUACAGGCAUAUCUGCCUUGCUUGGUACAAGAAACCCAGGUACUCUAACCAUUGUGAAAGCUGGUGAGGUCUCCUUCCAGGACUUCUAUCACCAUGGUAGCCCUUAGUCUAUGCAUAUUAAUAGCCUUAAUUUAUUAAUUUAAGAAUUUAACAGUAAGAGGACACUGUCUUGCUAACAGAGCUAGUAAACUUCUGCCCAGGUUGGAACAAUAGUUGGAAGAAAUGUGCGUGUGUGUUCAUCUUGAGGCCAUGCUUUCAGGCAUUACUCAUUUGCCAACCUAAUGAGGUAACGGGUUUCCUUUAUGGCUAAGGAAAUUUAAAAUAAAUUGAACAAUGCUAAAGUCUGAGCAAUGUUUUACAACUCCACUUAGAUUAAUAGUUUUAAUUAUGUUGUUCAGUGUGCUCUCAAGUGUUAUGGAUAGGCUCACUUUUGAGGAAACAGAUUUAGCGCUGCUUUUGUGAAAUGGGCAUCAGAAUGCAGUGCAAUGGAAAUUUACCUGUUGACGUCUCAAUAUGAGAGCAUUCAGCCUUCAAUAGAUCCCUGUGCUGUGACUGCACAAGGAAAUCAACAGGUGUGUUUGCACUGGAAAUGUAAAUUGAUCAGUGUAAGCUGUUCCCUAGUCAUCUGUUAAUGUAAGGACUGGAAAUUUAAGUGAGCUUAAUUGGAGAUGCACAGAACUCUGAGACUUAGUGGGGAAGUUGAAACUUAUGCUGCUGGCUUGAAUGUCAAGAAUUUAUCAAUCAGCAAGUUGAAUUAAAUUCUUAGCUACACUCUUUGAACACUCAUUUGAAAAGUUAUAUGUAUGUGUUUUGAGUUGCAUUUUAAUUGUGUUCCAGGACUGUAUGUUGAGGAAGUACUUCUCUGAGUAGAAGAAUUUACUUGAUGUGUCGGAGCUUAAGAUGAGUAAGACUUGUGGUGAGGGCAGGUGGCCAAAAGGCUUGGGCAUUUAGAAGAAGACAAGACCUCAUUUAUGGUAGAGAUGUGUAUUUUUAUAUGUAAUAUACAGAUUAUUUAAAUAUAGACUAUCUUAAAUUGAGAUUCACUGAAAAAAAAGUGUGCUGUAUCUUGAAUGUAGAAGUACAAUCAUUUGCUAUUAAAAAGUAUUGAUGCUUUAAAAAUCAGGUCUAUAUUGAUAACAGAAGAGGAGCUUCAUUUGAAAGAAGCACCACCUCAGUUUCUCAGAGGAAAAGAAGUGUAUUGAUAUUUUUGAGAGGUUUUUUUCAUGCUUAAAACAUGUCUGUGUUACGAUGUUGCACUGAUGAUUUUUCUGUGCAGGUAGUACUUCUCUCAGUCUUGACUAUACUAAAUGACAAGCUAUCCCUAUUUAUGCAAACCCUUAAAUUAGUAGAACUGCUUAUUUGUCAGGGAUUUCAUGAUUAGGCAGUAAAUAAACUCACUGUUUAAAAACAAUAAAAUCAGUUAUUUGAACUGAA
Zonotrichia albicollis (white-throated sparrow) is the source of this 4422-nucleotide messenger RNA. It is a transcript of the gene STK24, whose product is annotated as serine/threonine kinase 24. Gene Ontology annotation, cellular component: cytoplasm; Golgi apparatus. Gene Ontology annotation, biological process: negative regulation of cell migration; protein phosphorylation. Lineage: Eukaryota; Metazoa; Chordata; Aves; Passeriformes; Passerellidae. The record is from RefSeq and is a predicted model, not a curated record. Gene Ontology annotation, molecular function: ATP binding; protein serine/threonine kinase activity.